AUGACGUCUAGCACAUCACUAAUAAAAAUAGCUUUGACUGUACUUUGUGUUGAGUGUCUGAUCUCCGCUGUUGCCUGUGACAGAUUUACCUUAGACCUGACAGUCAGAUACUUCACCGAUGUGUCCAUGGUUUGUGACCAUCCAGAGUUAGAAAUAUCCCAACAGAUCGACGUUCGUUCCAUGGCUUGGAUACUUCCGGACGAUGCCUACAACCUCACCGUCAUGGACGUCAGCGACGACGUAUUCGGAUACUAUACGUGUAUCGUAGUGUACGACUUGCAAACCAAACCGCUGGAUGUCAUUCGAUGGAGUAUAAAUAUGGACGGGGCGGAUUUCUCGGAGCUAAUGCAAACUUACCAGGACAAUGCCAUCGUUGGAGGCAUCGCUGCAGGGGCUAUGCUGGUGGCAAUCGGGGCAGUGAUUUUACUGUGGCACUUCCGGUACAGUAACGCCAUAGAGCCCUGCAGAUGGACCUGGAGGAGAAGCUAA
Messenger RNA from Candidula unifasciata, 489 nucleotides. Lineage: Eukaryota; Metazoa; Mollusca; Gastropoda; Stylommatophora; Geomitridae. The record is from the annotation of a GenBank genome assembly.